Messenger RNA from Elgaria multicarinata webbii, 1695 nucleotides. RefSeq names its product NK3 homeobox 2 (gene NKX3-2). Bases 1 to 1695 code for a protein of 564 amino acids. The transcript has 5 exons. Gene Ontology annotation, cellular component: nucleus. Lineage: Eukaryota; Metazoa; Chordata; Lepidosauria; Squamata; Anguidae. Gene Ontology annotation, biological process: cell differentiation; regulation of transcription by RNA polymerase II. The record is from RefSeq and is a predicted model, not a curated record. Gene Ontology annotation, molecular function: RNA polymerase II cis-regulatory region sequence-specific DNA binding; DNA-binding transcription factor activity, RNA polymerase II-specific.
AUGGCCGUGCGCGGCGGCGGCGGUGGCGGCGGCGGCGGCAGCAGCCCCGCGGCCCCGACGCCCUUCUCCAUCCAAGCCAUCCUCAACAAGAAGGACGAGCGCCGCGCGCGGAGCUUCUUGCAGGGCCGGCUGCAGCAGGUGCCGUCGCCCGCAGGGGGCGCCCUCGCCAGCCCCGACGUGGCGCCCUCCUGCUGCUGGAGGCUCUUCGGCGACGAAGCCGCGGCGCUCGCGGCCGCCUUGCAGCCGCCGCCGCCGCCCCAGCCCGCGCCCCCCUUGGCCCCCUCAGCUUCCAGGCCGCCGCCGGGCUCCGCCAUCUGGGACUCGGACUCUGUCCUGAGCGAGGAGCAAGAGGGCGACAAGGAGGACGACGACGACGACGAGGCGCCGCCGGCGCAAGAGGGCCAAGGCCAGUCCCCGGCGGGUCUCAGCGACGGGGAGCUCUCCGCCCGAGUCUCAGCGGGCAGCGGCCUUCGCCAGGCGGCGGGGUUCCUGGUCCGCCUGCUGCCUUCUUCGACGGGCCGAGGCGCCGCCAGCCGCCCAGCCCAGCCCUGGUGGCAGCGGGUUUUCCAGCGUUUGCACCGAGCCGUACAAACGGAAAGAACCGUCGACGUCAAGCCCAGUCGGCAAACGAAUCCCAUGAAAAGGCGACCUGAGCGAUACAACCGUCAAGCAGCCGCAGUAAAACGCCGCUGUCGAGAGCCGGGCAGCAGCGAAGCGCGAAGGAGACCCGUCCUGCGAGGCUGGAGGCGCAGCGAGCGCCGGGUCUCCGUCCCAGGCCUGCGGGGCGGGGGGCGAAUGGCCGCGCAGCGAGGAGCAGGCCCGGCGGCCCCUGGGCGGGCUCCGCUCCCCCGCCGCCUCCCGCCCUCCUUCCCAGGCGCAAAUAGGUUUGCUAGCCCGGGGAGGCCGCUGCCCCACCCCCAGCCCCCGCAUGCUGACCGAGGCUGGUCUUCCCGCUUCGCCUUUCCAGCCACGCUGGGCUGCGCUAGACGCGAGAGAGCCGCCCUUGGCGCCCAAGCGCGCCGGGUCCGAGGCUGGCUGGCCCGAAGGCGUCUCACGGGGCGGUUUAAAGGGCGACCCAGCGUCUCCGGGCCGGGCUGCUCUGUCAGCGAGGCCCCGCGGUGCCCAGCCUUUCUGGCCUAUCGCAGCCACGCGGAAGAGCUCGAGGACGAGGACGGGGAGGACGGCAGCCGAGGCCCCGGUAAGUACGCCAAAGUCCUGUCCGAGGAAGAGGCGGCGGCGGCGGGCGCAGCCCCGAUGGCGGCCUCGGCGGCGGCGGCGGCGGCUCCGAAGCCGCGCAAGAAGCGCUCGCGGGCGGCCUUCUCGCACGCGCAGGUCUUCGAGCUGGAGCGGCGCUUCAACCAUCAGCGCUACCUGUCCGGGCCGGAGCGCGCCGACCUGGCCGCGUCGCUGAAGCUCACCGAGACGCAGGUGAAGAUCUGGUUCCAGAACCGGCGCUACAAGACCAAGCGGCGCCAGCUGGCCGCAGACCUGCUCUCCGCGGCGCCCGCCGCCAAGAAAGUGGCCGUCAAGGUGCUGGUCCGCGACGACCAGCGCCAGUACCACCCGGGCGAGGUGCUCCGGCCGCAGCCGCCGCCCCUGCUCUCGCUCCAGCCCUCCUACUACUACCCCUACUACUGCCUGCCGGGCUGGGCGCUCUCGGCCUGCGCCGCCGCCGCCGCUGGAGGCACGCAGUGA